AGUGGAGAGGGAUAAUUGUCAACAAUUGUCAACCAUAACUGAUGUCUGGUGAUGAUGAUGAUGAUGACAACUGUCAAGACUCAAGAUAAUAACAAUACAUAAACAAUACAUAAAUUAAUUGGAGAUUAAUUUGUAAACAAUAAUAUCAAAUUUAGAUCAUCAAAGUAAAUCUAUAUGGCUGCUAUUGAAAAAGUUAAAAUUAUUGUUGUUGGAGAUUCUGGUGUUGGUAAAACAUCAUUGACCCAUUUGAUAUGUGAAAAUCAAUCAAUGAAUAAUCCAUCAUGGACAGUUGGUUGUUCAAUUGCAGUUAAGCUACAUGAAUUUAAAGAAGGUACACCAAAUCAAAAACGUUAUUUCAUUGAAUUUUGGGAUAUUGGUGGUAGCCAAAGUCAUCAAAAUACAAGACAUGUUUUUUACAAUCCAACAAAUGGAAUAAUAUUAGUACAUGAUUUAUCAAACCGUAAAUCACAACAAAAUUUACAAAAAUGGCUAGAAGAAGUUAUAAGCAAAGAUGGAACAAUUGGAAAAUCCAGAUCAUUUGAUGAUUUUGAUCCUGAAAAAUUUGUGGGUUCAACACAAAUUCCAAUUCUAGUUGUUGGUACUAAGCUGGAUUUGGUUCCAUCAAAAUCCCAAUUACACAGAAGAUCAUCAACAAUUGCUGAAGAAUGUGGAGCAGAUGAAAUAUUUUUGGAUUGUCAUCAAGCUAGAUCAUUAGCAGCUGGCAAUACUUUGUCAGUUAAAUUAAGCAGGUUUUUUGACAAAGUCAUCGAAAGACGUUAUCAUAGUAACAGAGAAGGCACAAGCCCUGACAAAAGAAGACUACCAAUUUAUAAUUCAGCCUAUAAUGCAAAAAUUUAUCAUCAUGACUGAUAAUAAUUUAUUUAUUAUAUAAAUUAAAAACAAAUUAUUUAAAUCGUGAUAUUUAAAAAGACCUAAAAUUAUUUCUACUGGUCAUUGCAUUUAUUUAUAUAUAUUUUUAACAUUCCUAUUUGAUAAAUAACAAUAAUAAAAUGUAAAAAAAUAAAAUUGACAAUUUUUUAAUUAAAUGUAUAAUCAAUAAUUGGUCUAAUCAAUCAUUGUACAUUAAUUAAAGAAAAAAAAAAAAAAAAUGUGUUUUAAAUAAAAGCUAAAAAACAAAAUGACAAAAA
Molecule: messenger RNA, 1148 nt
Organism: Aphidius gifuensis
Lineage: Eukaryota; Metazoa; Arthropoda; Insecta; Hymenoptera; Braconidae
Product: rab-like protein 3
Exons: 5
Coding region: 175-870 (231 amino acids)
Biological process (GO): intracellular protein transport
Cellular component (GO): endomembrane system
Molecular function (GO): GTPase activity; GTP binding
Source: RefSeq, a predicted model, not a curated record